GCGCCCGGCCCCGGCGGCUAUAAAGAAAUGGAGGCGGCGGGGCGCGGCCUGGCGGCGGUAUGACCGAGGUGAAGCUGGCCGUGCUGGGCGGCAGCGGAGCCGGCAAGUCGGCGCUGGCGGUGCGGUUUCUGACCAGGCGGUUCAUCGGAGAGUACGCGUCCAACGCCGAAUGCAUCUACACUAAACACUUAUGCCUGGAUGGGAGGCAGAUACACUUGGAAAUUUAUGACCCUUGUUCACAGCCACAGCAGGGGAAACUCUCCCUCACAGACGAGCUCCACUGGGCUGAUGGAUUUAUCAUUGUUUACGACAUCAGUGACAGAGCAUCAUUUGCAUUUGCAAAAGCAUUGCUGUACAGGAUCCGAGAGACUCAUAUAGGAGCUUGUAAAAAAAUGGUGGAGUCAUCAGUAUUUUUGGUUGGUAAUAAACAGGAUUUAUGCCACAUGAGGGAAGUUGGCUGGGAUGAAGGACAAAAGCUGGCAAUAGACAACAAGUGCCAAUUCUGUGAACUGUCUGCAGCAGAACAUUAUCAGGAAGUUGUGGCAAUGUUCACGAAGGUCCUGAGGAAUAUCACCUCCAAUUUCAAACUGAAGGAGAAGAGACGACCAAGUGGAUCAAAGUCAAUGGCCAAGUUAAUCAACAAUGUGUUUGGAAAGAGAAGGAAAUCUGUGUAAAAGAUGGUUAGUCUUGAAGUAGGAGCAAGCUGAAAUAACAGAGCACAGGCAGCUCUUGGGAUUCAGUCAAUAUCCUCCGAAGAUCAAUGUCUGAAGGAGUAAGACAGUAGAAACCAAAGGCAGGAGAUAGUAUGGUCAAGUGGACAGGGUCUAGACAUAGGAGACCUGACCUUCUAUUUCCAGUUCUACGACAGAUUUGCUGUGACUAUGUCACUUAAACUCGAAGCUGCUCCUCUCACCCUUUAUCUCCUAAGUUCUUCAGAGGAGACUUUUAGUCUGUAUUUAUUCGACACCAGCACGGUCUUGGAUAGAGCUUCUAAGUGUGACUGAAAUAUAAACGGUUAUUUCUAAUAAAUGCAGCCUUGCUGAUUAAAAUAUUAUUUUAGAAAUCUGAGAAGUAGUUGUUUUUUGUGCAAGAACACUUGCACUAAAGAAAAGCAAAAUACUGCUGCUUCACGUGAUAAUAUAUUUGUAUUUAACUCAAGGAAGGAUGUCUCAGAUCCUCAUAUGCCUAAAGGUGCCUAACACCUGCUGAAAUUCAUAUGAAUUAAAUGCUUAUACACCAAAUCUACAAAAGGUAUUUAUCUGCAAAGCUGCCUUGCAGAGACACCAGAGGUAGGGAAGCAGAUAAACAAAGCAGUAUUGUCUCCUGUUUCAGUAUCUUUUUUUUUCUUUUUUUUUGAGUGAUGAAAGAAAGUAGAGAGGGUUGAGGAGGGUGGAAACUGAAAUGUUAGUGAAACGUUAGUGAGUCUUGGACUGUUUUGGCAAGUUUAUUCUUUAGUGAAAUAAUUUUAUGUCUAGGGACAAUGUAAGGCCAGGGUAACAUCUUGGGCUGAUCCCUUUCACAGAAGUUUUCAUAGACUAUAACAAACUUUUCUUACCUGUAAGGUGGAUGUGCAUGUUCAGUUUUGAAUGGGAGCGGAAGCUUGAAAAGCAUAUGGACUGGUAAAGACCACAAGUUCUUUAGGAUGUCUGCCUGGAUUUAGAAGUCAGCCUGCUGGUAAGACCUGUGCUCCUAACUUUCAUGGAGUGUUUUUCCUAAGGACCAAUGUCUUUACAACUAGUCAUCGCUAUGGUAUUGAAAUGCCACUUGAGAGAGCACUAAGGAAUAUGUUAGCUACAGUUUUCAAAUGUUCAUAAUAAACAUCAGAGGGGUCUAAAUAUGUUGUUAAUGGACAUUCAGAGCUCUUACUGUAGACAGCUAAAUAAGGGAUUAGCCCAGCAUGUUUGAAAGUGCUGUGCUCAUAGAGGAGUUAUGAAAGGGAAGAGAAGUGAUCUGAAGAUGAAUUACUGCCUCCUACCCAUUCCAGAGGACAGCUGGGAUUCAGUCUUUUAAGCUGCUGAGUUGAAGCCUACCUCUGCUCUGAAAUUUUACCUGCAUUGAAACUAGCAAGAUUAUUUUAUCAGCCACAGCAGAAUACCAAUUUUUGAAUCUCCACCCUCAUGAGAUAACAUAAAAAAGCUAUAUAAUCUUAACAUUUCUCUUGUAAAAUAAAACUAAAGCACAGUUUAAUAAGUGUUGACCAAAGAUCACUUCCUUUUUAAGGAAAAUAUACUGUUUAUUUCACUUGUUUUAAGACUACAAAUAUUGGAAUAUAGUUCUCAGUGUUAACAGGCACAGUGUUGCUUUAUUUCUAUGCAGUUGCUGCUCUGCCAUAUCAGGAGUAGUGUAUUUAACUGUAUCGUCAAUAUUUAUGAGGCUGAACUUGAAGACUACUCAUAUACACCCUUCAGCUUUCCAGCACACGUGGAAUUCCACAACUACUAAUAGACUGUCGAUCUGUUAGGUAGCAGUAUCUCAUGCCAGAUUUGAGAACUCUUAUCUGUAUUUACUGCUAUGGUAUUAAAUAAACUGGAUACAAGAUGGA
Tyto alba (common barn owl) is the source of this 2542-nucleotide messenger RNA. It is a transcript of the gene RERGL, whose product is annotated as RERG like. The record is from RefSeq and is a predicted model, not a curated record. The transcript has 5 exons. The coding region runs from base 60 to 674 and encodes 204 amino acids. Lineage: Eukaryota; Metazoa; Chordata; Aves; Strigiformes; Tytonidae. Gene Ontology annotation, molecular function: GTPase activity; GTP binding.